Messenger RNA from Nematocida ausubeli, 768 nucleotides. RefSeq lists its product as uncharacterized. The transcript has a single exon. The record is from RefSeq and is a predicted model, not a curated record. Bases 1 to 768 code for a protein of 255 amino acids. Lineage: Eukaryota; Fungi; Microsporidia.
AUGACAAAAUGUAUUAUAGUGGAAAAGAAAAAUUAUGACCAAAUAAUAGUAGACUCAGUAGAUGCAGACUCUACAGGAAAAAAACCUUUAGAAGUUGUCCAACCAAGUAAAAAGACUGUCUUUAAUCGAGUAUGGGAUUUGUUUUGUAAUUUACUGCAAGUUAUUUUUAUUGAUAUGCAGUAUUGUUACUCUAUAGCUUAUACAGUUACAGUUCUUUUUUUUUCUGUUCUCAGGUUAAAUAUCCCUAUUAACUAUUAUAAUACUAUAUGUUAUUCGAAUUUAUUGUAUAAUAACAUAAUGCUUGCAGGUUUGAUUUUGAUUCCAGGUCUCUUUGUGUAUGCAGCGUGCAUAGUACAUCAGACGAUAGACUUCACUCAUUCACAUUUAUACAAUAGAAAAUCUGAAAUAACUAACUCUUUCAAGUUCAUGGGCAGUUUAGUUGGGUCUGGAUUAGCUGGAAUUCUACUGUGGAAUGCCCUUUUAUUUGAUCAAUUUUACAUACUUUCAUAUUCUUUUAUUUCUCUAAAGAUAAUACACACAAUAAUAGGAAUAAUAACUUUGACUAAUCCUGGCGUAUGGCUAAGAAAAAGAAAAGAUAUUUUUUUCUUGAGUGGGCCAGAAAACUCCCUCCAUGUGUGUAUUUUCCUAUAUAUUUUAAGCACUAUUCUUUUAUCUGUGGCAGGCGUCCUUCUCGAUUUUCAGAUUAGAAACUAUCUAGAGGCCAAAUCUGACUUCUUAAAAGGAUCCCUUGUUAGAUUUUUGGGUUAG